GAAGGGCAACACAGUCCGAAUCAUCCUCUUCUUUAUCUCUCCGCACACACUUAUUUCGUAUCUGUUCUUCCCUUCUCAUUUUAUCAAUUCUUUGCAUCAUCUCCUUCUCCUCACAUUUUCUACACAAAAGGGAAAUAUAUCUCUGCAAUUUGAAAUUAGGGUUAGGGUUUUCGCCCAAAAAAGGAAGGGGGAAGAAGGAAGCUGGACAAGAACAACCGUUCCUUUAUGAUACAAAAGGUUUCUCAGAUCGUCUUCUUCAUCAUCGCGUUAUUAAUUUUGGUGGCGCAAUCCUCUGCGGCGUUCCACGGUAGCAAAAACAGCAUCAUGAAGGUUCAUCCUGUUCCGCGAAAACGCAACAUCUCAAUCCAGUUCGGCGUAGACGGAGGGAACCCCAUGUCCGAGGCGCAGGCGCUGUUGGGGAUCGCCGGCAAGAAGCUCCGGAGACUCCCGCACGUGUUCAGCUGCGUCCUGGAGCUCCCGUUCCGCUCCGACGCCGACGUGGUGGUGGAGGAGGACCCUGACUGCUUCCGCUUCGUGGCGGAGACCGACGGUAUCGUCGACGUGAGGGCGCACACGGUGGAAAUCCACCCUGGCGUGACGAAGAUCGUGGUGAGGGACGGAGGCUCGGUGGAGCUCUCGCUCGACCAGCUCGAACUCGAUAUGUGGAGGUUCCGGUUACCGGAAUCGACGCGGCCGGAGCUUGCGAGCGCUGUCUUCGUCGACGGAGAGCUCAUCGUGACGGUGCCGAAGGGGCACGGAGAGGAAGAUGGGGAUGGUGAUAGAGGUAUGGGUCGUGGUAGACUUGUGCUUGUACAGUAAUGGAUGAGUGAGUGAGUGAGGUAAUGAAUGAUUCUUUUGUUAACUUCUUGUUGCCCUCCAAACAUGGCCAUAUUAGUAUGUUGGUUAGAUUUCAGGUUGUUGUUGGACCUAGUUUCUCUGUGAAUUUUAUUGUUGCUGUUGUUGAAUCAGGAACAAAAAUGUUCUAUCUGGAGAAUGGUUUAUUCAUGGCAAUGACAAUUUUCGUAAAUAGGUG
Messenger RNA from Vigna angularis (adzuki bean), 1033 nucleotides. RefSeq lists its product as uncharacterized. The transcript has a single exon. The record is from RefSeq and is a predicted model, not a curated record. The coding region runs from base 226 to 819 and encodes 197 amino acids. Lineage: Eukaryota; Viridiplantae; Streptophyta; Magnoliopsida; Fabales; Fabaceae.